Molecule: messenger RNA, 8708 nt
Organism: Mus musculus (house mouse)
Lineage: Eukaryota; Metazoa; Chordata; Mammalia; Rodentia; Muridae
Gene: Klhl15
Product: kelch-like 15
Exons: 5
Coding region: 2635-4449 (604 amino acids)
Biological process (GO): nuclear protein quality control by the ubiquitin-proteasome system; negative regulation of double-strand break repair via homologous recombination; ubiquitin-dependent protein catabolic process
Cellular component (GO): nucleus; Cul3-RING ubiquitin ligase complex
Molecular function (GO): ubiquitin-like ligase-substrate adaptor activity
Source: RefSeq, a predicted model, not a curated record
UAUGCCUCAGCAUACACGUAGAAGUCGGAGGACAACCUUGUAGAGUCGAUUCUCAUCUUCCACUUUUAUGUGGGUUCUGGGGGAUUGUGUGGCAAGCACCUAUCCUGGCUCAGCAUCAUUUGUUAAGGAUAGCUUUGGGGGGGUUCUAUAUAGUAAACAUAUAUAGAUGGGUGGAAAGACACAGUAUAGGAAGGUGGAGCGAUGCUCAGUGGUUAAGAGUAUAUGCUGUUCAUGCAGAGGCUUAGUCUUAGUGUCCACAUGGUGGCUCCAUGUAACUUCAGUUCCAGGGGAUAUGAUACCUUCUAACUUCGAUGGACACCAGGCACACAGCAGGUGCACAUACACACAAGCAGCCAAACACUCAUACAUAUUGGCAAAAAAAAAAAAACCCCAAAAAACAAAAAACAACAACAACAAAAAACCAAACCAAAAAACCCACAAACAAACAAACAAACAAACAAACCCUUCACUUUCAGAAACAGGAAAGUCGUUUUGAAAAGAUUUUGGGCAGAGCAACAGAAGAAAAUGCCAGAUGAGAUCACAUGACGCCAGAGAAUGUGUAUACUGAUCAGAAUACGUUGUGACACCACUCACUGUUAUACAUACCUAUUACACCAGACAAACACGUCUGUUUUCCAAGUCAGAAACAGAAAGAAACCUCUAGACAGAUCACUCACUUAUGGUAAUGUAUAGCUUAAAAUGCAUGUCUGUUAGUUAAUGUAAAAAAAUUCAACUCUUUUAGCUAUUUAUGACAUAUAAAACAUAAAAUUCAGACAUUGAAUGUGUGCAAUUGAAAGUUAAUUUUAUAGUUUAAGUUUUAAAUGUGUUGUUUUAAGGUAAUACAUUCUGGGGUAAUCAAGCAGUAAUAUACAAAGAUAGCAAACUAGAAUUUAAGAUCUUGUUACUAUCUUUUGUUUACUAUCUUUUGUUUAAGUGUGUAUGUGUGCAGGCAUGACACAUGUCAAGGUCAGAGAACAACUUGUGAGUGAAGAGAGUUCUCUCUUCCACUCUGUGGAUCCUGAGGCUAGAACUCUUGUGGCAAGCACCCUUACCUGCUGAGCCAGCUCACCCACCCAACCAGCUAGGAUUUAAAAAUAACCAACACAAAUAAAGGCAUUAAAGGGGCUACUGGAAAAAACAGAAUAGGUGAGACAAGUUUUGAACUUUCAGUGUUUAAGUCAGAAAAGAGAUUAUUUCCUAUUUUCAAAAUAAUAAUUAUUUUUACAAUGAAGUAGUGUACUUCAGCAAAACAGUACACGAUGUGCUACUUUGGCCUCUUGGGAAAUGUGGCAUGUUAAUCAAGUUUGUUAGAAAGAGAUACUGAUCACUUUUAGUCACAGUCUCUUGAAAAGUUCAUCAGGAUAUUCAUUUAGAGAGAAGUGGCGAUGUGGGGGUGGGGGAUGGGCUUCGGUGGUGGAGCUAGAGACAGGGGAAGCAAAGAGAUCUGUUAAGAUCAGAAAUGGUUAACGGUUGUCUUAAUUUUUAACUGGUCGUAGAACCAGUGGCUUCAACUGUGUAUUUGUCAUCUACAGCUCUCUUACAGAGAUAUAUAAUAAAUUUACAAAAGUCUUACAGUGUAUUUCCAUUUUCUUAAAUCAAGUAAGGGUAGUAUUUAAAAGCCAUGACCUAGAAUUCUAGAGCAGAUUUGUAAAACAAACAGACCCCUCCUCAAGGAACAACUGAAAUUGGUGCCUUCUGUAUAUUCCUUCUUGCCUAUUUUGAUGCAAAACAAACCCGCUUUUUUAGCUCGUACUUUUCUACCUUUGGUGAAGAUAAUGCCAUUUUCGAUGACUCUUUCCAUCUCUGGGAAAUUUGCAUGUGAAACAUGUAAUUUGCAUGCGAUAAGCUAAGUGGAACCGUGACGCAAUGAUUCAUUGCAAAUUGCCUUAUAAAAAAUGAUUGCCAUUUGGCGUCCACCUAGUCACUUUUAUAACAGGUACCAUUGGCAAAACUCCCCUCAUCCGACGGUGUGCAAGAUGCAAAAAUGGAAUUUUCCAGGUUUCCUAGCCCUCAACUUGCGCACUGUGUGUUCGCUGCAGCGCCACGGGGCCCACCUCCGGGCCAGGCGGAGUGACCCUGCUGCAGGGGUGGAAGUGCACGGCCGAGUCUCUCCAGCCUCGACGGCAGGGCUCUGAGGGUCAACCUCAGCGGAUCCCUCCUGCAGAGCCCCUCUACCUCCUUUCUCUCUGGCCCCGGCCCCGCCGCGUCACCCCCCAACCCCACUACAGUAGCAGGCCCGCCUCUGGGGCAAGGCGCGCAGCUGGCGUGGGACAACCCUCCCUCUACCCGGUUCCCACACCGGCUCCCGUUCCGUGGCGCCGGAAGUGACGCGCCUGGGCUGAAAGAUGGCGGCAUUGGCGUUCAACCAGGGGGAAGGACUGUUUCUCGGGGGGCCUCGGGCUUGCGAGCUCGCCCGGCGCCGGAGCGCUCCGGCCCGGCCAGGGAGCGGCCCCUUGUAGAGGUUCGAGGAGCUAUCGCGGUCCAUCCCGGCGCCCGACCCUCCCACCGUUCGGCCACUGGCCCACUUCUUCCUGAUGCAGACUGCCGUCCACUAGAGGCUGGACAGGACCCCCGAGUGUCCAGGUUAUGGAUUGAGAACAAGUUGCUUUUGUUUCACGUGUUCAUUUGUGAUUCAUGGCAGGGGACGUGGAAGGAUUCUGUUCCUCCAUCCAUGACACCAGUGUCUCUGCUGGGUUCAGAGCACUGUAUGAGGAGGGAUUGCUUCUCGAUGUCACUCUGGUUAUUGAAGACCAUCAGUUCCAGGCCCAUAAAGCUCUCUUGGCCACCCAGAGUGAUUACUUCAGAAUUAUGUUCACAGCAGACAUGAGGGAACGAGAUCAGGACAAAAUUCAUUUGAAAGGUCUAACAGCUACUGGUUUCAGCCACGUUCUUCAGUUUAUGUAUUAUGGAACUAUAGAACUAAGUAUGAACACUGUACAUGAAAUCCUUCAGGCAGCAAUGUAUGUUCAGCUUAUAGAAGUGGUGAAAUUCUGCUGCUCCUUUCUCUUAGCCAAAAUCUGCUUAGAAAAUUGUGCGGAAAUUAUGAGACUGUUAGAUGAUUUCGGUGUUAACAUCGAGGGAGUCAGGGAGAAGCUGGAUGCCUUCCUGCUAGACAACUUCGUGCCACUAAUGUCCAGGCCUGACUUUUUGUCUUAUCUGAGCUUCGAGAAGCUCAUGUCUUAUUUGGAUAAUGACCAUCUGAGCAGGUUUCCAGAAAUUGAGCUGUACGAGGCUGUGCAGUCUUGGCUGCGACAUGAUAGACGACGGUGGAGACACACAGAUACCAUCAUUCAGAACAUCAGGUUUUGUCUGAUGACUCCAUCCAGCGUCUUUGAGAAGGUUAAAACAUCAGAAUUUUAUAGAUACUCCCGACAGCUCCGAUAUGAAGUUGACCAAGCAUUGAAUUACUUCCAAAAUGUUCACCAGCAGCCCUUGUUGGACAUGAAAUCAAGCCGUAUUCGUUCUGCCAAACCCCAAACUACAGUAUUCCGAGGAAUGAUUGGACAUAGCAUGGUUAAUAGCAAAAUACUUCUGUUAAAAAAACCAAGAGUCUGGUGGGAACUGGAGGGCCCCCAAGUACCUCUAAGGCCAGACUGCCUUGCUAUUGUCAAUAAUUUUGUAUUCCUGCUAGGUGGAGAAGAACUGGGCCCUGAUGGUGAAUUCCAUGCCUCUUCGAAAGUGUUCAGGUAUGAUCCAAGACAAAAUUCUUGGCUGCGUAUGGCAGACAUGUCUGUACCCCGUUCAGAAUUUGCUGUUGGUGUUAUUGGAAAGUUUAUUUAUGCUGUAGCAGGCAGAACAAGAGAUGAAACUUUCUACUCAACAGAAAGAUAUGAUAUCACUAAUGAUAAAUGGGAAUUUGUAGAUCCUUAUCCAGUUAACAAAUAUGGACAUGAGGGGACAGUGCUCAAUAACAAGUUGUUUAUCACUGGAGGAAUUACUUCAUCUUCCACAUCUAAACAGGUGUGUGUGUUUGACCCCAGUAAAGAAGGGACUAUAGAGCAGCGGACCAGGAGAACGCAAGUAGUCACCAACUGCUGGGAGAAUAAGAGCAAGAUGAAUUAUGCCAGAUGUUUUCACAAGAUGAUCUCUUACAACGGCAAGCUUUAUGUCUUUGGUGGUGUCUGUGUGAUCUUGAGGGCCUCUUUUGAAUCUCAGGGCUGCCCUUCCACAGAGGUGUACAACCCAGAUACCGAUCAGUGGACCAUCUUGGCCUCCAUGCCAAUUGGUAGAAGUGGUCAUGGUGUGACUGUGCUGGACAAACAGAUAAUGGUCCUUGGAGGCCUUUGUUAUAAUGGUCAUUACAGUGAUUCCAUUCUCACCUUUGACCCAGAUGAAAAUAAGUGGAAAGAAGAUGAGUACCCUCGGAUGCCCUGCAAGCUGGAUGGUUUACAGGUGUGCAACCUACAUUUUCCGGACUAUGUACUGGAUGAGGUUAGGCGUUGCAACUGAUGACAUUUCUUCCUAAAAAGGAAAAGGCAAAUAAAGCAUUUGUGAUACAGUAGUUUAAAAGCAUAAAGAAAACCUCACCAGUUUUCCUAUCAAAGCCAUUGGUCUAAUAUUGUAAGUUUUCAUUCUGUGCUAGCAUCUUUCUUUUCCUUACAGUGGCCUCAGAUUCAUGCAAUAAGUUCAUUUGAAGCACUAGCUCUUGAAACUACUUCCAAAAGCAGUUUAUACACUGCUCCACUUACCUGGGAAGUUGAUUUUCUGCUUUAAACACUUCUUUCAGAUGUUAGUGUAGGAUUUGUGCAUCGUCUAAGAGAAGACCCAGUAAGUGUCACUGGAUAUGAUUUCAGUCCCUCUAUUUGAACUCUUUGGAAAUUAUUUUAGUCUGCUAUAUGUUUUGGUUUAUUAUUUAAAAGUUUAAAACUCUUGACCUUUUUGCAUGGCUUUUUGCUGAAAAUGCAAAAAUUUAAAUUUUCUACAAAGUUUUUUAUAUCAGAACACUAUUUCUAAGCUGCCUUCUCUUAUGUGCAUUGCGUUAGUGAAAGCAUACCCACACUCAUAUACAUCCUAUAAAUAUAUAAGGCACACUCCUUUUAUGCGUGGUUAGGAUUCUAUAUUUUUAAGCUAGUGCACUUGCACAGACAGUUCGCCAUACUUGUUGAAAUUUAGAUGUAAUGUCUUUAAUGUAUUAAUGUUUUUAGAAAGUUAAAAUAACUGGAGUCCUCAUUUGGUAUCAGAGUAGUCUAUCGUCAGUCCAUACUGGUUCAGUAAAAUUUGAACUCAUAGUUCUGAAACAUGUAUGGCUUUACAAAAACUGUUUGGCAUUUUGUUUUCAAAACUAAACAUUAAUAUUUCAUGUCAAUGUAGGCUUUUUCUUGUUUAAAAAUGUUUUUCUUUGCAGACCAUUUAAUGUUGGUUGCCCUGUUUUAAUAAGAAUCGGAGUGGUCUGUGUCAAGCUCUGACCCUGCAUCAUGCACGCACUUUUAAAGACAAGUUAGGUAAUACCACACUCCUAAGUAAAAGCCCUGAAAAGGAAGUGCGGCUCCCAUUGUUUCUCUCCAGGCUGCUGCAGGUGUUGAGUGUGGGCCAGCAACUCUUCCAGUGUGAGCUCAGCUUUGACUGAGAGGUAAGGAAUGAGUUAUACUGUGUUACUCAUUCCUUACCUCACCGUCAAAGGAACUGACUUUGGGUGUAACGGCUUGUUCAGUUUGUACAAAAAUAGUCUUUGGCACUAGAGAGAUGUCAACCCUCAAUGUGGGUUUUUGAUUUUUGUUUUUUUUUUUUUUUUGUUUUGUUUUGUUUUUUUUUUUUUUUUUUUAGUUUUUGGAAGCUACUAGCAUGAAGGAUAGUCACCAGAAAGUUUGGAAUGAGUCUUACAUAGUUGUUUUAAAGGCAUUUAUAAUAAUAAAUGGUUUAGGAUUAGCUGUACACUUCAACUCUUUAAAUGCAAAGGAAGGAAAUAUAGCUGAAAAAAGUAAACAAGAAUGAUCUGUAAGUGGAUCGCUCAAAUUGAUGCGCUUGAUGGCCCUUUCUCGUGAGUAGUCUGUAUGUGAGGAAAGCUAACACUGGCAUAGCUUGCCAGAUCUCUGAUUUUGGUGCAAUAUUGCAAUGCCUUCUAUAUGGCUGCUAUUGUAUAAAUUUUUCUAGUUACUUUGUUUUGUUUUAUUUUUGCUGCUGGCACCAUUGACUAUAGAAUGGAAGUGUGAAAUGAUAGAAAUGUGAAGAUUUUGGUUUCUUCUUCUCCCCCUCUUUCCACACUGCAGUUCAUAGUGUGAGCAAAGCCUGAUUUUCAAAACUGUAAAACCAGAGGUGUUAGAGUUUUAGAAAGUGUCAGGUAUACAAGUAGCUUUUAAAAAGGAAAACCUUUUCUUCCCUUCAGGAGUCAAAAUAAUGGCUUCUUUUACUUAUGAUUCUUCCAUUUUUCAUUAGGUGGCCUUUCAUUUAUUUCUGAUUUCUGAAAAUAAAAUUUGUUAUUUGAGUUUCCCUUAGAAUGUGGGUAAAAAGUUUUUUAUUUUAAAAAUAAGUUUAUUUUGCUUUUGGAAACUAUAAAUUAGGUUAGCCAUUUUGUUUUUUAAUAUACUUAGUAGUUUAUAUGUGUUGCUUUAAAUAAAAUAAUAUCUUCAUUAUUUGCCUUGAUAUCUUUUGCUGGAAACGACCAAGAAGAGGCCAUGAGACAGGGUACCCAUAUCAAAGGCUUUAUAUUCCAGGGGCAGUUCUCUGUAAUUGCUUUGUUACAACUUCAUAGUCCUGUGUAGGUUAACAUCUGCACAAACAAUUGAAUAUUCUUGCUCUUCCAUUUUGAAGAUACAAGGCCAAGGUCAACGAUUGUUUCAGAAAAUUCAUGAAAUCUUAACUUGAACUAAUUCUGGGUUCAGCUUCAAGUAAGUCAUGUCUGACUAUAAUCUUAGCAGUAAUCAGUUUUGAGCUUUAAGACUAGUUGCUAUUGCUUGGGUUCAGAAUGUAUGAGGAAACUGUAGUUCUAAUUUAGAUUAUAAAUCCACAAAUAACUUUACAUUCCCUUUUAAAAUUAUGGUUUAAUAGCUGCAAGAGAUUUAUUUUUGUUAUACUAAACUAUGGAGAAUUUCUCAUAGAGUUUUUUCAAGCUUUUCUGUGUUUCAUUUGGAACUGCUUUGUCUGUAUGCAUUGUAUAUGACCAAGGUUGUCAUUCUGGAAAAACUCAGUAAGUGGUUAGAAACGAUAUGGUUUAACUGUUGGGAUCUUUAAACUGUCACCCUUUAUUUCACAUUUUAAAAACUAGACUUCACAAAAAGUAGCUGAUUUUUUAAAAUGGUAUUUUACCUGGCACCACUUAUUAUUUUUUACAUGUCUUUGACCUUCCAAGUUUUGAUGUUAAAGAAAAUCCUUGCACUACAGGCUUUUCAUAAAAUACAAGAUUCUCACAUUGAAGGUUUUGUAUUGGAAGAAAUGCUACUGGUUUCUAAAAGGCAAAAAAUUAUAGAAUGAUUAGCAUUUCUUGAUAGCUUUUCCUGUGUCGUCCUCAUUGCUUUGCUUUGUGUGUUACUCUAAUUAUGAAUACUUACUGAGCCCUUCACAUAUCUUUUUUUAAAGCAGCACCUUUGGACACCUCAUUCUGGGAAGCUCGCUUGAAUUACAGUAAAGAACACACACACUUGUGUGGGAAGAAGUAAAAUGGAGAGUUUUGUCUUAAUUACAUGAAACUAAGCUUUAAAAUAUUUUAUAACAAAUUAUUUGAGCUGCAUAAUCUAAACAUGUCAAACGUUUUGUGGGACUAUUUUUAUAUAUGUAUAUGUGGGUGUAGGUUAUAACAUUUCAGUUUAUAAUAUAAAUUGUUAUUUCAGUUUAUAAGCUAUCUCUCAAAAGAGACUAGCUCUCUUGAGAAUACAUAAUUUAAAGUUUUAGACUGAAGUAAAACAACAUAGACAAUAGUGUAAAUUAGAAAUAUUGGAGGGCUAUAGAGCAGUGAAACUGCUAGUGCCAGUUUUCUUGUUUGUCUACCAUGUUUUCAGUUCUUGUUUUGUUUUGUUUUUGUAUUCUAAACAUUUUGACUGCUCACACAUUUGUUUAAUUACAUUUAGAGUUGGUUUGGGAAUAAAUAUCUUCUAAAAAGAGAUUUAUCUUAAAAAAUAAAUCCCCCUCUAGUUAGUUUCUAAGAGUUUAUGACUUCAAACACCCUAUAGGCAUAGACAGGAGUAGGUCAUUCAUGGGAGUCCCAUCCUUUCCUUGGAUUGGCAUAACUCCCACUAUUAUAUUAUAGCCUUGAGAACGCCAGCGCCUCUGUUGUGUCCUAAAAUAUAUUUGGGUUUUCUUUUGACUUCUUUGGGAACAGCUGCAUUAAAAGUUACUAAUCAGUAUAUCCUUAAGGACUGGGUGUUUACCUUUUGAAGGAAUGUUCUGAAGAGGUGACCAGAAAGGUUCUCUUUUCUUUCUGUUUCUUUUCUUUUCCUUCCUUUUCUUCUUUUCCUUUCUUUUCUUUAACCUAACUUGUAUAUGCCCUAUGCUCUUGGGCAUACUUUGUCGAUAGAAAAAUAUUUUGACCUUUAGGUACCUUUGGGGCCAGUAGUCAAAUAAUCCUAGGGCCGAUAUUAAAGUCUCAGAAUGAUUUAAGGUUUGCCUUUUAUACAUGUUUUGAAAACCUUUACAUUUUUUGUCAGGUAAUUUUUUUUCCCAAGCCGUGGAUAUAAUCUAUUCAACAUGUUUAUGCUAUCCAUUCUGUUUUUAAAUUGAAAAAAAGUUAAAAGUGUUUAUGAAGAAAAGUUUAAAUAAAAUAUUUUUAAUCUUUAAAA